Messenger RNA from Lactuca virosa, 762 nucleotides. The record is from the annotation of a GenBank genome assembly. Lineage: Eukaryota; Viridiplantae; Streptophyta; Magnoliopsida; Asterales; Asteraceae.
AUGGAAGAAGAGAGUUCAGUGAAACUGAUUUCGGUAUCCGACCUACUCCAUCGUCUCCGCCCUAUCACCGGCGCGUCGUCACUCUCGCCCAGCCAUUCAAUUCGUCGUCCUACUCUGUACAAAGACAAACCUCAGCCAUCUGAUCCACAAAACCCUAAUAUCCAUAAAAUCCUUAAACCUCUUAACUACCCAACAGUACUCGUCGGAACCCUAAACCUAACCUUACCUUCUUCAUCUUGUUCUAAUUCAAGUUGCCUCAAAUUCUCCGACCAUUCUGCCGCUGUUUGUUGCGACAUUCUCGACCUUGAUCUUCGGGUUAUUGGCCAAAGAAUCAGAGUCACUGCCUGGAAUUUCCUUCCUAUGAAGCCUCACGGCGGAUAUCUAGAAAUUAUCAGGUGGAGCCUCGAUCAGUCUGAAGAAAAUUCCAUAUCCAAAUUUAACGCAUUCCAUCUGAACUCUGUAGUUCCUGCGUAUGAAGAAAGUAUAGUUCCUCGUCACUUAAUCUACGGUUUACUGGAAUCCGUUAGCCCUGUCUCAAAUGUUCCCUGUACAGCCCAUAAAACCGGUACCAGAAACGUUAACGGUUUUCUAGCUGAGAUUACCAUCUGUGAGUGCGCAUUGUGUUGUUCCAGAGACAAGGUUGGUCGGAAGUAUUAUGCUUAUCUCCGGCAUGAAGAAGAAGAUGGUUUUCCUUGGAGAAGGGAAGUCUUUGAUGAUGUAUGUGACCACAGAGAAAGCCAUCCUCCAUCUUCCAGUCUCUAA